Messenger RNA from Eimeria mitis, 2127 nucleotides. RefSeq lists its product as uncharacterized. The transcript has 12 exons. NCBI's taxonomy places the organism in Eukaryota, Apicomplexa, Conoidasida, Eucoccidiorida, Eimeriidae. Bases 1 to 2127 code for a protein of 708 amino acids. The record is from RefSeq and is a predicted model, not a curated record.
AUGCACAGACGCUCUUCUGCUGGGGGGCAGCAGCAAAUGCUGCUGAAGAGAGAAGCAUUAGAUGUCGCGAGACAAUACGAAGCCAAGGUUGAGGCGAAGCAGCGGGAGAUCGAGGGCCUCGCAGCAGCACUGAAGGUAGCGCAGCAGCAGCUGCAGCAGCAGGGGGGCACCGGUGCAACAGAUGCUGCUGCUGCUGCUGCUGCUGCAGCAGCAACAGCAAUAGCGACUGCAACAGCAGAAGCGCAGGAGGAGAAAGCUGCUGCUGCUGAGCUCAAACGGAGGGAGCAGCAGCUUCUGCAUCAGGUGGAGCAGCUGCAGCAGCAACUGCAGCAGCAGCAAAAGAAGCAGCAGCAGCAAAAGAAGCAGCAGCAGCAGCAGCAUGAGAUGGAGCUAGCAGCUCUCCGCGAUGAUAUCGCUGCGCUCACAGAGGCCCUAGAGAAAGAGAAAAGAGAGAGAAUGAAGCAGCAACUGCAGCAGCAGCAAAAGAAGCAGCAGCAGCAAAAGAAGCAGCAGCAGCAGCAGCAUGAAAUGGAGAUAGCAGCUCUCCGCGAUGAUGUCGCUGCGCUCACAGAGGCCCUAGAGAAAGAGAAAAGAGAGAGAAUGAAGGCUGAAGCUGUUGCUGCGGUGCAGCAGCAACGCGACGAAAAAGCUGCAGCAGAUCUGCGGGCCACAAAGGAGGAGUUGGAGGCAGAGGUGGCGGUGCUUCGGUUGAGGCCGUCAACAGAAGAAGUCGCAACCCUUCAUGAACAGCUGCGGGAGCUGCAGGAGCAGCUGAAUCCUCUGAAGGACUCUGAGGGCUGCGGGGAUCCGCGGCUGCUUAUGCGCUGCGACAAGGCGCUGCAGCGCAUGCAGCGGGAUACACUGCAGCAGCUUGUGAAGCGGUGCUGCGUGGCCUUUCGGUGUCUGCCUUCAAGUCUAUCGGGGGUGGCGCUGCUGCAGCAGCAGAACCAGCUGCUGCAGCAGCAGCUGCUGCGGGUGCUGCUGGCGCUGCUGCUGCAGUCUGUGCCCCCCACAGACACCGAGCUGCUGCGCAGCAUGAAGCGGAGGCUGAAGCAGCAGGGGGCCCCCAGGGUAGCAACACACUGCUGCAGCAGCAGCCUGCAGCAGCAGAAGCUGCUGUAUAUAGCCAGGGCCCUCACCAAACUCAAAUGCUAUGCUAAAACUCUUAGCAACUACACGGCGCUGCAGCGGCUGCUGCGGGACCUGGUGGGUUCUUCUGGCGGUUGUGUGGUGUCUGUGGAGGAGCAGCUGCAGCAGCAGCAGCAGCAGCAGCAGCAGCAAAUGCAGCAGCAGAAGCUGCUGUAUAUAGCCAGGGCCCUCACCAAACUCAAAUGCUAUGCUAAAACUCAGCAGCACAUUGAUCUGCUGCAGGAGGAGCCGUUUGUUGAGGACUUCUUCUCCCGCCUUGUCUGCUUGCAGCAGCAGCACGAAGCGCAGCAGCAGGCGUUGCUGUCAGCAGCAGCAGCAGCAGAUGCACAGGCAAUAUCAUCUCUGCGUCAGAUUGUACAGCAGCAGCAGCAGCAGCAGCAGCAGCAACAGCAGCAGCAGCAGCAGCAGCAGCAGCUGCAGCAGCAGCAAGAAUUUCUCAUAGAUUUAAAAACACGGCUUGGCUAUAAAACUAUCGAUGAAUGUAUUUCAGGUGUACAGGCAGCUCUCCGCCGCCACCGCCCCCUCGACGCUCUCUUUCGUUCUGUCUGUCAGCUGCUGGGGGUGCCCCGCAGCACAGCAACAUGCUCACAGGUAGAGAGAGAAGUGGUGCGGCUGCUGGAGAGCAGCAAGCAGCACGCGGAGAUGCUGCAGCAGCAGCAGCGGCUGAUAGUGCAGCAGCAAGCUAUCAUACUAAGCAGCAACAGCCUGGUUCCUGCUGCUGCUGUUGCUGUUGCAAAUGCACAGCUAGCAGCAGCAGAAGUUGCUGCUGCUCCCCAGCUUCAGCUAGCAGCAACAACAGCAGCACAGCAGCAGCAACCUCCCGCUGCAGCAUCAACAGCAGCAGCAGCAGCAGCAACAGCAGCAGCAGCAAGUGAUGAACACGUAUCUGCUGCUUCUAAGGAGACAGUUGCUCGGGUCCUCGGCGAGCUGCUGCAGUCUGCCAUUCACGGGCGUCCCCCAGUGAACGCAGCAGCAUAG